This is a messenger RNA of Chlorocebus sabaeus (green monkey), 1971 nucleotides long. RefSeq names its product C-X-C motif chemokine receptor 6 (gene CXCR6). Gene Ontology annotation, molecular function: coreceptor activity; C-X-C chemokine receptor activity; C-C chemokine binding. Gene Ontology annotation, biological process: cell chemotaxis; calcium-mediated signaling; G protein-coupled receptor signaling pathway. Gene Ontology annotation, cellular component: membrane; external side of plasma membrane. The record is from RefSeq and is a predicted model, not a curated record. NCBI's taxonomy places the organism in Eukaryota, Metazoa, Chordata, Mammalia, Primates, Cercopithecidae.
UGAACCACAUCACAAAAAUAGAGGCAGACCUUGCUUCACGAGCAAGCUCAUCUGUGGAACAAACCGGCAACGCACCUCUGCUGGUGUUCAUCAGAACAAACACCAUGGCAGAGUAUGAUCACUAUGAAGAUAAUGGGUUCUUCAACAGUUUCAAUGACAGCAGCCAGGAGGAGCAUCAGGACUUCCUGCAGUUCAGCAAGGUCUUUCUGCCCUGCAUGUAUCUGGUGGUGUUUGUCUGUGGCCUGGUGGGGAACUCCCUGGUGCUGGUCAUAUCCAUCUUCUACCAUAAGCUACAGAGCCUGACGGACGUGUUCCUGGUGAACCUACCCCUGGCUGACCUGGUGUUUGUCUGCACUCUGCCCUUCUGGGCCUAUGCAGGCAUCCAUGAAUGGAUCUUUGGCCAGGUCAUGUGCAAGACCCUACUGGGUAUCUACACUAUUAACUUCUACACAUCUAUGCUCAUCCUCACCUGCAUCACUGUGGAUCGUUUCAUUGUAGUGGUUAAGGCCACCAAGGCCUAUAACCAGCAAGCCAAGAGGAUGACUUGGGGCAAGGUCAUCUGCUUGCUCAUCUGGGUGAUAUCCCUGCUGGUUUCCUUGCCCCAAAUUAUCUAUGGCAAUGUCUUUAAUCUGGACAAGCUCAUAUGUGGUUAUCAUGAUGAGGAGAUUUCCACUGUGGUUCUUGCCACCCAGAUGACACUGGGGUUCUUCUUGCCACUGCUCGCCAUGAUUGUCUGCUAUUCAGUCAUAAUCAAAACACUGCUUCAUGCUGGAGGCUUCCAGAAGCACAGAUCUCUAAAGAUCAUCUUCCUGGUGAUGGCUGUGUUCCUGCUGACCCAGACGCCCUUCAACCUCGUGAAGCUCAUCCGCAGCACACACUGGGAGUACUAUGCCAUGACCAGCUUUCACUACACCAUCAUAGUGACAGAGGCCAUCGCAUACCUGAGGGCCUGCCUUAACCCUGUGCUCUAUGCGUUUGUCAGCCUGAAGUUUCGAAAGAACUUCUGGAAACUUGUGAAGGACAUUGGCUGUCUCCCUUACCUUGGGGUCUCACAUCAAUGGAAAUCUUCUGAGGACAAUUCCAAGACUUUUUCUGCCUCCCACAAUGUGGAGGCCACCAGCAUGUUCCAGCUAUAGGCCUUGCCAGCAUUUCGAGAAGCUGCUCUGGAAUUUGCAAGGCAUGGUUGUGUCCUCUUAUGUGGUGAGGCAGGCUUUGUUUAUAGUUUGCGCAUUCUCAUGGAAAAGUUAUCAGACACUCUGGUUUGGAAUGCUUCUUCUCAGGCAUGAACAUGUACUGUUCUCUUCUUGAACACUCAUGCCGAAAGCCCAAGUAGGGGGUCUAAAAUUUUUAAGGACUUUCCUUCCUCCAUCUCCAAGAAUGCUGAAAUCCAGGGGGAUGACAUGUGACUUCUAUGAUCUCAGGUUCUCCUUGAUUGGGACUGGGGCUGAAGGUUGAAGAGGUGAGCACAGCCAACAAAGCUGUUGGUGGUAGGUAGCACGCUGGGUGCCCAAGCUCAGAAGGCUCUUCUGACUACUGGGCAAACAGUGGAGAUCAGAGCAGCCAUGGAAACAAAUGCUGGCACCACCAGGCACCUAACAGAAAUGAGAUCAGGCUCUGCCUCACCUUAGGGCUUGACUUUUGUAUAGGUAGAUGUUCAGAUUGCUUUGAUUAGUCCAGAAUAACUAGCACCAGGGACUAUGAAUGGGCAAAAUCAAAUUAGAAUAGGCUGAGAAUUCCAGUGGUCCAUGGAAUGCUUGAAAAAUGUGGAAAACGGCAUUUAAGACUGUAAUGAAUCUAAGUAGCAUUUCUGAAGUGGACUCUUUAGUGGCUUUGCUCAUUUAAAAAUGAAAUUUUCCAAUGUCUGCCAUAUAAACAUAUGUAAAUGUAUAUACACACACAUAUACACAUAUGCUGUAUAUUACUAGCAUAUGAGUUUCAUAGCUAAGAAAUAAAACUUUUAAAGUCUCCAAA